Messenger RNA from Cucurbita pepo subsp. pepo (vegetable marrow), 1462 nucleotides. RefSeq names its product Tetratricopeptide repeat (TPR)-like superfamily protein. Lineage: Eukaryota; Viridiplantae; Streptophyta; Magnoliopsida; Cucurbitales; Cucurbitaceae. The record is from RefSeq and is a predicted model, not a curated record. Gene Ontology annotation, molecular function: protein binding. Gene Ontology annotation, cellular component: mitochondrion.
UCUCUACGCCAAUUGCCUCCCAAGUGUUCAAAAGCCUACAAACUCGUGGCGGAUUCGAUAAUCAGCUAAACGGAGAUUGGGUCACCAAGCGAAGGAUCCAUUUCCAUGGCUUCUCGCUCUCUCUUCCUCUCCUUAAAUCGAAAAUUCAGGAAUAGAGGCUUCUUAAAUCAAAGUUUCAAAGCGAUCCCGGUCUUCAACGAAGCCAGUGUUUCGAACUAUUGCUCUCAUGGAGCACUGAGGAGUGAAUCUCUUGAUGAAUCAGUGAAUUCUGAAGAAAUCAAUGACUUGAAGAGCAGAAUAUUUCGGCUCAGACUUCCCAAGCGAAGUGCUAUCAACGUUAUUCAGAGAUGGACGAGUGAGGGAAAUCAAGUUACGAUCACUGAGCUUCGGAACAUCUCCAAAGAACUCAGAAGGCUUCAGCGGUAUAAGCACGCUCUUGAGAUUUUAGAAUGGAUGGUGUCUCAUAACAAAAACGAGUUAUCCGAUUCUGACUUUGCAAUCCGCAUUGACUUGAUGACGAAAGUUUUCGGUAUCGAUGCUGCUGAACGAUACUUUGAAGGUCUGCCAAUCGACGCCAAAACUUGUGAAACUUAUACUGCUCUCCUUCACUCAUUUGCGGGAUCCAAAUUGACUGAAAAGGCAGAAACUCUUUAUGAAAAAAUGAAGGAGUCAGGUAUACCUCUCACUGCCCUUCCAUUCAAUGAGAUGAUGACUUUGUACACAUCGGUCGGGCAAGUAGAAAAGGUAUCCUCGAUUGUCGACGACCUGAAACAAAGCAAGGUUCAUCCUGACAUUUUCACGUAUAAUCUUUGGAUCAGCUCUCUAGCUGCAACAUUAAAUAUCAAUGGCGUUAUACGGAUUCUCGAUGAGAUGAAUCGCAACCCCAAUUCAAAUGAAGUCUGGGUGCGAUAUAUCAAUCUCGUCAACAUAUACAUUACAUCAGCUCAUCUACUGCAUUCCGAGUCGAACUCCGUAGUCGAGUCUGAGAGUGGCAUUACGCAACGAGAAUGGAUUACAUACGACCUCCUCAUUAUCUUGUAUGCUGGUAUGGGAAACAAAGACAAAGUUGAUGAGAUUUGGAGAUCAUUAAGGAUGACAAAGCAAAAAAUGACGAGCAGAAACUACAUUUGCAUUCUAUCUUGUUACCUGAUGCUUGAUCACUUGAAGGAAAUUGGUGAAGUUAUUGAUCAAUGGAAACAAUCAAGUAGUGGAGAUUUUGAUGUUUCUGCUUGUAACAGGCUUGUAAAUGCGUUUGUUGAAGCUGGCUUGAAGGAGAAAGGCAACAGUUUUGUCACCAUUUUGAAGAACUGUGAACCCACAGAAGCAUAGCGGUAGGUUUAAAUCUUAACUUAGUCUUAUCUUGUUUUGAUUCAUCAGGUUUCAAAUGUUGUCUCCUAUGCUCUGAAUUUUGGGUAAAAGAUAUUGUUUCUGUCAUUAUUAUUUAGUUUUCACAUUUUACUUG